Molecule: messenger RNA, 811 nt
Organism: Prionailurus viverrinus (fishing cat)
Lineage: Eukaryota; Metazoa; Chordata; Mammalia; Carnivora; Felidae
Product: ORM1-like protein 2
Exons: 1
Coding region: 33-494 (153 amino acids)
Biological process (GO): negative regulation of ceramide biosynthetic process; intracellular sphingolipid homeostasis; ceramide metabolic process
Cellular component (GO): endoplasmic reticulum membrane
Source: RefSeq, a predicted model, not a curated record
CUCGAGCCCCACGGGCUUCUGAAGCCAGCAGGAUGAAUGUAGGGGUGGCACACAGUGAAGUGAACCCCAACACUCGAGUGAUGAAUAGCCGGGGCAUCUGGCUGGCCUACAUCAUCUUGGUAGGACUGCUGCAUGUGGUUCUACUCAGCAUCCCCUUCUUCAGCAUUCCUGUUGUCUGGACCCUGACCAACGUCAUCCAUAACUUGGCUAUGUAUGUCUUCUUACAUACUGUGAAAGGGACACCCUUUGAGACCCCUGACCAAGGAAAAGCUCGGCUCCUGACACACUGGGAACAGAUGGACUACGGGCUCCAAUUUACCUCUUCCCGCAAAUUCCUCAGCAUCUCUCCUAUUGUACUCUACCUCCUCGCCAGCUUCUACACCAAGUAUGAUGCUGCUCACUUCCUCAUCAAUACAGCCUCAUUGCUCAGUGUACUGCUGCCUAAGUUACCCCAAUUCCAUGGGGUUCGUCUCUUUGGCAUCAACAAAUACUGAAGGAUGGGGCUGGGGAUGACACUGGACCAAAGGGCUGUAACAUCCUUUCCUUCUCCAUACUGUCUUCUGUAUCUUCAAAGCCUGAGAACUAUACCACCUUUCCCAAACUCCCAGGAAGAGAACAGAUAGGAAAAUGGGCCUCCCUGGGCCCAGCCCUGCUAACAGCAGGUUUCUUUAAAUCAGGAAAGGCGGGAAGGAUAAGGGCCAAAUCACUCUUUUUUCCACAGAAGGAAGCCAAGUUUGGGCAGCUUGUUUGGUGAUUUAAGUUUUUCUAGAUCUUCCACUCCCACUACUUUCCAGCUUUGUUUUACUGUGUA